AUGCAGCCUCUCCCUCAAGAACUCAUCAUAGAAGUCUUGUCAUGGCUUCCAGUAAAAUCUCUCGUGCAAUUCACGUGUGUGUCAAAGUCAUGGAAGUCUCUCAUCUCUAAUUCUCAAUUCGUAAAGUUGCACCUUCACCGGUCAUCUUCUAGAAACGCAGGUUUUGCCCACACUCACUUACUAAUAAGAUGUAACUUCGAUAAUUUUGGUCUAGCAUAUGUCUCAUCUUGCUCAGUAAAUUCACUAUUGGACAACCAUUCCACCAUUGAAGCAAAUCGAAGUUGUUGUGUCUCCAGGUAUGAUUUCAGGUAUGAUUUCAUUGGAACCUGUAACGGGUUGGUUUGUUUGAAGAAAAUAGAAUAUGACGAUGUAAGUGGAAAUCUCUUCACUCUAGUCCGUUUCUGGAACCCAGCUACUAAGUCAAUGUCUCGACAUUCGCCACCUUUAUAUCCCAUUGGUAUUUUUGGGUUCGGUUAUGAUUGUUCAAGUGACACCUACAAGGUCGUGGGAGUGAGGGCCCUCUAUCAUGAGACAAUGGUGUAUGUUUUCAACAUGGGUGAUAAUUGUUGGAGAAGAAUUCAAGAUAACUUCCCUUCUCGCCCCAAUCUGCAUCGAGGUGCAAUUUAUGUGAGUAACACUCUUAAUUGGUUAGCAAGUUCAUCACAUAUAAUCUAUGCAGAAGCUGAUGAUGAUACUGAUCCGUACAUGAUUGUUUCGUUUGAUUUGAAGAAAGAAAAAUAUGCACAACAAUUGUCAUUGCCUUAUUGUCCUGAUCGUCGAGAUGAAGUCUACAAUUUUGUGCCAAUUCUCGGGGUUUUGAGAGGUUGUCUAUGUGUUUCUCAAAAUAAUAAGAAAACACAUAAUUUUGUAUUGUGGCAAAUGAAGGAGUUUGGAGUGCAUAAUUCUUGGAUUCAGUUGUUUAAUAUUAGUGUCAAUGAUAAAAUUAUUCAGUGGCCUUGUUUUACAAUGUGCAUAUCUGAAAAUGGCGACGCCCUCUUAGUUACAAAAUUUGGUGUGUCACCGGUAGUUCUUUAUACCCAGAGAGAUAGUAAAUUGAAAGGUAUAGAAAUUACUAACAACAUCAUCUGUUCUGAUGUUCAGAAUUACAUUGAAAGUUUAGUUUCACCUUUUUGA
Molecule: messenger RNA, 1134 nt
Organism: Lotus japonicus
Lineage: Eukaryota; Viridiplantae; Streptophyta; Magnoliopsida; Fabales; Fabaceae
Product: F-box/kelch-repeat protein At3g23880-like
Exons: 1
Coding region: 1-1134 (377 amino acids)
Molecular function (GO): protein binding
Source: RefSeq, a predicted model, not a curated record